Molecule: messenger RNA, 1761 nt
Organism: Miscanthus lutarioriparius
Lineage: Eukaryota; Viridiplantae; Streptophyta; Magnoliopsida; Poales; Poaceae
Source: the annotation of a GenBank genome assembly
AUGAAGAAAAGACAAGUUACACAAACUACCUGCAGUGCAAAGCAGAUGCAAAAGAAGAGGAAAAAGGGUCCCUCUCCAGAUGAGAUUGAUGGGCCAUUAUUACAGAGACAAGUUCUGGCUAUUAAUGAUUCAGUUGAAGCACUGAAGAAAUCUUGUGCAUUGGAAGGAUGUUCUCUUCUUGUUAAUAGAGGGUUUGGUGAUAAUGAAUCUUUCGUGCUAAACUUGGCAGUCCAUUGUUCGCACGGUGUGUUUUUCCUUCGUUCCGUCCAUCUACCAUCAGAUGGAGACGAUGAAUCACAUGUUGUCGAACUAGUUGACUCUUGUAUUGAAGAAGUUGGAGAGAACAGUGUGGUUCAAGUUGUCACAGAUAUUAAUUCAAAAAUGUUGUCAGCAAGAAUGCUUAUUGAAAAGAGGCCCAAAAUGUUUUGGACUUACUGUGCUGCAGAUACCAUUGGCUCAAUGCUUGAAGACAUUGGCAAUAUUCGUUUGAUCAGAAAAACAAUUGCUAAGGCAAGCCAGUGGGAUCUAGUUCAUGUUGGGAUCAGUUAUUACACCACUUGUUUCUUAAACUUGAAGAGCAUUUAUGACAAGAGGAUUGAGUUGAAGGGUAUGUUUAUUUCCAAAGAAUGGGAGGACAGCAAAUGGUCAAAUGGAGCUGCGGGCAAGAAAUUCUAUAACCUAGUAGUUAGUAAUGAGUUCUGGCAUGGGGUGCUUUAUACUAUAAACAGUUUUGAGCCACUAGUGGAUGUUCUGAGUAGGAUGGGUGGCGGCGGACCCUCUAUGGGGUACAUAUAUGGUGAGCUUGCAAAGGCUAAAAUAGAAAUUGCCCUGUGUUUUGAGAACAAGGAAGAACAUUAUUUGCCAAUAUGGGAUUGUAUAGAUUUCAGAUUAAAUUAUGCCCUUAAGACACCAUUGCACCUAGCUGUUUUUUAUCUGAAUCCAUUCUUCUACUAUCAAUCCAAAGAUGAAAUUGAAGAUGCGGGAAUCUUCGGAGGUGCAGUUGUUGACUGUAUACAUAAAAUGUACCAAGAUGAACCUACACAAGAGAAAAUUGUGCAUCAAUUGAAUCUUUACAGAACUGGGUCACAGAGUUUCAAAACAGCUCAUGUCAUUCAUACUAAAAUGAAUCUCGAUCCAGUUUCUUGGUGGGAAUUACAUAGCGGUGCAGCAAAGGAGUUGAGCACAAUGGCGAUGAAGUUGUUGAGGUUAACUUGUGGCUCACUGGCAUAUGAGGAAAGUUGGAUCGAGAAGCUUCAUAUUAAGAAACCUUGUUGGGUUAAACGUAAGCAAUUUGAGGAUUCAGUGUUUGUGACGGUAAACAGGAUGAUACAAGGGAAAACUCAAAUGAGAAAUAGAGAUCCUGAACUUGCAUACAUUUCUGAUGAAGAUGAAACUUUUGAAUGGCUGAUGAUCGUAUGGCGUCGCCUAGGUGUCCGCCAUAAACACCUAGGCGUUGUUAAGGGGGUACGGCGCCGCGUGUCGCCGCAGCGCCUCAAAAACAAUGCUUCAACUGAAGAAGUGCAUGAGGAUUGUGAUGAAGAACCACCAAGCUGCUCCGGCAGCAAGAAGACAUCAUCCAGUGCCUCAUGCUCAAAGCGAGUGAAGAGGCCACGGUCUGGGAAAGGAUUUCUAUGGGACAAUAAGCGCGAGGGAAGCGAUGGAGAAGUCAGCCACUGUGCUCUAUUGAUGUUGUAUGGGUUGUUGAUUUCUUUUAUGAUCCCUGAACUGCUAGAUGUUACUACUGACUUUGGAUAUUGUUAA